ACAUUUCCAUCCAUCCUUGAGGGAAGCCAAGGCAGGCACUCAGAGACGGUGGUAGAAGGAUGUUGCUUACUGGCUUGCUUUCCAUAGCUUGCUCAGCCUGCUUUCUUAUACAACCCAUGACCAUCAGCCCAGAGGUGACAUCACCACCCACGGUGGGCUGGGCUCUUCCACAUCUGUCAUUGAUUAGGGAAAUGUCCCCUUCCCCUGCCCAGAUUUGCUCUCAGGCUAGCCUGAUGGAGGCAUUUUCUCAACAGAAGUAUCCUUUUCUCAGAGGACUCUAGUUUUCUGUCAAAUUGACAAAGAAAACUACCAGAAAACUAGUCAAACCCCAUCGCUGUGCAGCCCUUCUGUUGUCCACAUUGUAAGAGAAUGGCACUAUAUUUAGCUGUGGAGGCUUUUUAACUUCUUGUUUCAUGCCUGAGAUACAUUGGAGUUUGAAUUUUGUUUUAUCUGCAAAAGCCCCUCUUAUUCCAUCAGUCCUCUUACAUGGAUGAUUAAGAGAAGUCAAUACUGAAUGAGAAGUUUGUUGUUUUAGGUUCUUCUUUCUUUUUAAUGAGAAUUGGACCAAAUUGAUGAAGAUGUGCUAAUAGUGACUUUGGAAGUAAAUAAGAUGUAUUCAUGGCAUACAAAUUGAAUUUGAUGAGAGUUUUAAGUUAUAUCAAAAGCGUUCAAAAACAAAUCCCUGGUCAGGAGCAAAGUUAUGACCUAUAACAGUAUAUACUGUACUGUACUAAACAUUAAAUCUGAAUUUAACAUGAGCCAGUAAGAAAUGCAGAGAUACGUUAAUUUCACGUGAGUCAAAUGCAGAACAAGAAAGGUUUGAAGUUCAUACAAGUAUUGCAGGUUGUAUGUGUAUGUGUGGGUGUAUAGAACAAAUAUUUUGAUUCCUUCAGAACUAGAAGUUGCAGGUAGUCAAAAAUUCUUAAGACAUUAAACAAAAUUUUCCAAUUUUCUUCCUAGUCAUAGAAUAAGAACUUAAUAUUUUGACAUCAAAAAGUACAGUAACUUUUCUAAUUUAAAAUACAGUUAUCCCAUGUUCUUGUGAUACAUAGCUCAUUACAUCACACCUUCUUUUAUUGUUUUUGUUGUCUUUUUUUUAAAUUGAGGCAGGAUCUCACUGUAUAGACCAGACUGGCCUUGAAUUCAAGGAGACAUCUGCUCAUCUCUACUUACCCACUGCUGGGAUGAAGGGUGUGUGUCACCGCACACAGACAGUCACAGCUUCUUAAAACAGAGUGUCAACCACAUCUGGGCUCACAUUCCUGGAGUUAUAACAUCAUGGCGGGGAGGAAUCAGAAUCGGACUAUUUCCCUCCCAGGAAUUCAGGCCAGUGGCCAUGUACAUACUUUUGGGAAUUGUACAGACAAUGACAUGUUGGAAGAAGAUGCUGAAGUCUACGAACUUCGGUCCCGGGGAAGGGAGAAGGUUCGACGAAGCACAUCGAGAGAUAGACUUGAUGACAUCGUUAUAUUAACAAAAGAUAUCCAGGAAGGAGACACUCUAAAUGCAGUAGCCCUUCAGUACUGCUGUACGGUAGCAGAUAUCAAAAGAGUUAACAAUCUCAUCAGUGAUCAAGACUUUUUUGCUCUUAGGUCUAUCAAAAUUCCAGUUAAAAGGUUUAGUUCUUUGACUGAAACUCUUCACCCUCUCAAAGGAAGACAAGUUUUGCAUCCUCCACCUGUUCCGUAUUUUCAAGAGCAAGACAUUGUGCCAGCUGAUGAUUCUCUUUCUUCCAGUGAGUCAGCUGGCAGUUUCCUAAAAGAAGUGGAUCGAGACAUAGAACAAAUAGUCAAGUGUACAGACACCAAGAAGGAGAACCUGAAUGAAGUAGUGUCUGCCUUAACAGCACAGCAGGUCCGAUUUGAACCUGAUAACAAAAGCAUUCACCGAAAGGAUCCGUAUUACGGAGCAGACUGGGGGAUUGGUUGGUGGACAGCUGUCGUGAUAAUGUUGAUAGUGGGUAUAAUAACACCAGUGUUUUACUUGCUGUAUUAUGAAAUUUUAGCUAAAGUGGACGUUAGUCACCAUUCAACAGUAGGUUCUUCACACUUGCAUUCAGGACUCACGCCUCCAUCACAGCACAGAGAGAUGGAAAAUGGAAUUGGUCCAACAAAAGGAAUACCUGUUGGUCAACAAGAUGACCACAAACUAUAUAGGCAAGAUCCUCAGGCACCUGAUGCUCAACACAGAACGUAACAGUGAGCUACAAUCAGUGUUAGUGGUCAUGUGUGCAUAUGGAAUAUGGUGACUCACGUAUAUCCUACAAAUUCUUCGAAGUCAGAAUCUAGGAACAUCGAAGAUGGGUUGUUUUUACCUUUCUAAAAAUUCCUGAGCUUUUUUACAAAUGGAUUAUCUAUAACACCUGCAUAUGCUAUAUUGAGGCUGGUCAGUCCAUACACUUGCUGUAUCAGUUCUUAAAGCAGAAAUCAAUUUAAAUGUAUAGCUAGCAAUCCUCACUUAGAAGAUGCUGUCAUUUUUUUUUUGAUUAGUUAGUUUAAAUUUUAUCUUUUAAAAGAUUGUUUUUUAAUUUAAGGUUGUUCAUGGCAAGGAUUCCAAAUGCUGACAACUGAAGAAAAUUUGAUCCCAUACCUACUACCAAAAUACUAAUUGUAAAAGUUUUAAUUCUAAAAUUAUUCCUGAUACCAAGUACUUAACACUUAAAUUUAAAACUUUAAAAACAUGUUUAGCAUAUGUGCUAUGAAAGCAAAUGUAGAAACAGAUAUGGAAACAGUUUAUAAUUUGUGUAAUACAGGUUAAGAAAUAGAUUAAAUAUUUUAAAACCCCCAAAUAAUGUCUUUGGGUUGGAAACUUCCCAUUUGAUCACAAGGACACUGAAAUGGGUCAAGGCCUAUUCCUUAAAAAAAAAAAAA
Molecule: messenger RNA, 2870 nt
Organism: Mastomys coucha (southern multimammate mouse)
Lineage: Eukaryota; Metazoa; Chordata; Mammalia; Rodentia; Muridae
Gene: Lysmd3
Product: LysM domain containing 3
Exons: 3
Coding region: 1279-2196 (305 amino acids)
Biological process (GO): Golgi organization
Cellular component (GO): Golgi apparatus
Source: RefSeq, a predicted model, not a curated record